CAGUGCGGUUGGGUACAACGCAGUCACUCCAUCGAAAAUAAUAAGAACAAAUAAACUUUAAACUGUACUAACAUGGACAACAAGCAGCCACCUCCGUACAGCGAACAAUUCCAGCCAGGCUAUACGCCUGCGCAGACAUUUCAGCCACAGGGACCAACGCAGCCCCCGCUGUACCCGCCCAUGCCACAGCCACCUCAGCAGUCCACCGUCAUCAUACAGACAACGACGACCUCCAACCUGGUGCCCAUUGGAAGUGGUCCGACGCGCAUUCGAUGUCCCUCUUGCCACGCCGAAGUUGUCACCACGGUUAAGAGCACUCCUUCGGGACGCACUCACUGCUGGGCAUUGAUCUUGUGCCUUUUCAUCUGUUGGCCCUGCGUAUGUCUUCCCUACUGCAUGGAUUCCUGCCAAAACGCCAAUCAUUACUGUCCCAACUGCAGUUCAUACAUUGGCACAUACGAGAACUAGUCUGGUGGUGGUUUUCCACUUGAUUUCAAACGUAUCUAAAACCACAAAAAUUAAUAAUAAUAAAAGUAAUUAUAAUAUCUAUGAAUUUAAA
Messenger RNA from Scaptodrosophila lebanonensis, 559 nucleotides. RefSeq names its product lipopolysaccharide-induced tumor necrosis factor-alpha factor homolog. Bases 73 to 468 code for a protein of 131 amino acids. Gene Ontology annotation, molecular function: zinc ion binding. The record is from RefSeq and is a predicted model, not a curated record. NCBI's taxonomy places the organism in Eukaryota, Metazoa, Arthropoda, Insecta, Diptera, Drosophilidae. The transcript has 2 exons.